Molecule: messenger RNA, 1387 nt
Organism: Seminavis robusta
Lineage: Eukaryota; Bacillariophyta; Bacillariophyceae; Naviculales; Naviculaceae
Source: the annotation of a GenBank genome assembly
ACCACACGGAACAUCGUUGCCACAGCUCACAAAAGAAAGAAGCCACGACAAUGGUCCAUCGUCGCCAACUGUCUGCUUUCGACUUGGGUUUGUUGGCGGUGACUCUAACGACGCUGUCAACUUUAGUUGUGUGGCUGGAGCAGCGGAGUUCAUACCAAGAAACACAGCAGCGACGGCUGCAUCUUCAAAUCCAGGGGCAGUCUCAUCAGCAAUCCUUCAAGAUCCUACAGCUAGCCGACCUGCACUUUGGGGAAGCUUCCGAUACAGACUGGGGGCCACAGCAAGACAUCAACAGUCUGAACGUCUUGGAUUCCGUGAUUCCGCUAGAGCAACCGGACCUCAUUAUCUUGAGUGGAGAUCAGAUCACGGCCAACAAUAUCGACCAGAAUGCAACGGCCGUCUAUCGGCGAAUAUGUGAUAAGUUACAGCACUAUGGUGUACCCUGGGCAAUGAUAUUUGGCAACCACGAUGACGCCCCUUUGGAAGUCGACGAUUCUCAAGAUGAAACAAAAAUAAUUGUGACUCCAGCGAGAACAUCACGUGAAGACCUCUUCCAUGUCGACCACAGUUUUGCGCCUCUCUCACUGACCAGACGGGGAGCUGAGUCAGUGUUUGGAGUGUCCAACUACGUCUUGGAUGUUUUUUAUAAUGGCAGUGGUACUGGCAACUCUCACAGCAACACUGUGGCACUCCAAUUGCUCUUUUUGGAUUCCGGUGGUGGGACCUUGCCCAAACAGUUGCUAGCCAAUCAGGUCGACUGGUUCCAUCAAAGGCGAAAGCAUCACCAGGGCAUUCCCAUGGUGGCAUUUCAGCACAUUCCGACCAAAGAGUUUGAGUAUGAUGGCAAUACCUGUCAAGGCAUGCAAGAUGAUGGGGUGGAUGCACUGUCGCCUGAUGCCAACAUGGUGGAUGCGCUAUUGAAUGACGGGAAUGUGCACUUUCUGGCCGUUGGCCAUCAGCAUGGGAAUGACUAUUGUUGUUCUUAUCAGUCAUCUAGUAGCAACAACGACAAUAAUGAUAAUGGCAACAACCUGCAUUUGUGCUUUGGAAGGCACUCUGGUUAUGGUGGUUAUGGAAGUUGGGACAGAGGGGCCAGAGUAUAUGAGUUGUAUUUGAACAACAAUAACGUGGCCGGUGUGACUGGAGGCGGAGAAGAGGAAAGCGAUGCUGAUGAGGAGCAAGAACCAACUUUCACUUGGAAUUCAUGGGUGAGGAUGGAGUCUGGAGACGUUCAAGAUGAAUACAAUCCUUUUGGAAAUGGCCAAGAUGAUGAUGCAGAAUAUCGGUUGCGGUGACUAUGGAAUCCACACCUCAGAAUUGUUGAACACUUAACCUUGUAAGCUAGUUGGAAACGUACUGUAGCGGGUUUAGGUUUGUGUGGAGAUGC